AUGGAGACUCCGGUUUCGGGUUUAGGCAAUAUAGGAAUGGAAAAGGAAGGGGAAAGGAGGAAAGGGAAAAGAAAACGGAGAGGAAGUGGGAGAGAAUGGGGAACAGCAAGGUGGGAACAGAAUGGUAUGGGAAGGGGAAAGGGGGAUGAGAGGAGGAGGAAGGGGGCUGGGGCUCUGCUCCGCAUGCGAACCUCUUCCUUUCUAAUAAGGCGCCAGCAGCGGCACGGAGACAGCGCUGCGAGGCGCGUGCGCAACACGGAGGCGUGGGAGGCCGCCAAAGCCGCCAUCAUCAAGGACAUCGAGGCGCGAUGCGCGGAGGCGGCGGGGGUUCCGGCGGCGGUGCGCGAGCGCGUGAGCGUGAUGCCUCUGGAUCUAGCGUCGCUCAAGUCGGUGCGCGCGUUCGCCGCGGACUAUCUGCGCCUCAACCGCCCGCUUCACCUGCUCAUGUGCGCGCGGAGGGGGAGGGGGAGGGGGAGGGGGAGUCUGGGAAUCAUUCUACCUUUCCUCUUUACUUCAUCUGCUCGUCCAGUCCCUUUCCCCCCUCGACGCACCCACCCCACUGUCCCCUUUCCCUCCUCGCUUCCCAUCCCACGACCCCUCCUCACCCUCCCCACCAAUCCCCCAUCCCACAACCCCCCCUCACCCGCCCCACCAAUCCCACCACGGCCCAUCCAACCUCACCCAACCCCUCCCCACUCCACUCCACUGGGCAGCAACAAUGCGGGCGUGAUGAUAUGCCCUUUCAUGCUUACAGCGGACGGGUAUGAGAACCAGUUCGGCACCAACCACGUGGGCCACUUCCUGCUGACCAACCUGCUGCGGCCGAAGCUCAAGGAAACCGCCAAGCAGGAGGGUGCAGAGGCGCGCAUCGUGAUCGUCUCCUCCGCCGCCCACCAGUUCCCGUACCCGGGUGGCAUCCGCUUUGAUGCCAUCAACGCCAAGGAGGAGUACGACUCGAUGAAGGCGUACGGGCAGUCCAAGCUCGCUAAUGUCCUGCAUGCUAGAGAGCUGGCACGACGGCUCAAGGAGGAAGGCGCAGGUGUGACUGUGAACGUGUUGCACCCGGGGGUGAUCGACACCAACCUCUCGCGCCACAUAGCGCCGCCGGGGACCAUCUGGCACACCCUCGGACGGGGAGCGUACAGCCUGGUGUUCCAGUGGUUCAUGAAGACCAUUCCUCAGGGUGCGGCCACCUCAUGCUUCCUGGCGGCGCACCCCUCAGUGGCGGGUGCAAGUGGGGGCUACUAUGCAGACGCGCGGGCAGCUGAGGGCAAGGCGACGGUUUUGAGCAAGGACAUGGAGCUGGCUGGGAAGCUGUGGGAGCUGAGUGAGCAGAUGGCGAACAAGGAGUAA
Molecule: messenger RNA, 1353 nt
Organism: Closterium sp. Naga37s-1
Lineage: Eukaryota; Viridiplantae; Streptophyta; Zygnematophyceae; Desmidiales; Closteriaceae
Source: the annotation of a GenBank genome assembly